This is a messenger RNA of Scheffersomyces coipomensis, 699 nucleotides long. RefSeq lists its product as uncharacterized. Bases 1 to 699 code for a protein of 232 amino acids. NCBI's taxonomy places the organism in Eukaryota, Fungi, Ascomycota, Pichiomycetes, Serinales, Debaryomycetaceae. The transcript has a single exon. The record is from RefSeq and is a predicted model, not a curated record.
AUGACUCAAGAAUCAAUUGAUCCAACUCAAGUUGAAUCACUUUCUAAACUCAUCAAACAAUAUGAUACCCAAAUUAAAGCCAUCGAACAUGAUAUUAAACGAAUUUUAUCAUCCAAAACCAUUAAACAACUAAAUUUACCCCUUUCACCUAAAUUAAUGAUUAAAACUCCCACUAUUGAAAAUAUCAUCACUAAUGUUUUAACUAUCUACAUUAUUAAAAUCAAAUUAUUAAGUCAAGUAGAUUUAUUAGAAUCAAAAUAUUUCUAUAGAAAAUUAUGUGGAGAGAUUAAUUCAAGUUUAUUAAGUAUCAUUAAUAAAUCAUCAAUUGUAAAACAAUAUGAUAAAAUGUUAACCAUGACAACAGGAAACAAUACUAAUCCAUCAUCAUGUUUGAAAUCACUUUAUAAUAAUCAUAAUCGGAUUUUAAAACAGAAUAUCUAUCAAAAGAUUAAAAACCCUACCAAGUUUAAAGAUUUGUCUCAAAUUUAUCUUAAGAAUAGACAAGGUAAGAUAUUAUCAACCGUUGAUAAGAUUGAUAAGAUUGAUGAUGUUUAUGAUAUGGAUAUAAUUAGAUUAGAUUGGUAUUUGAAGUUUUUCCAAUUGGAUGGAUAUGACUUGCCCCUUGAUAUUAAACAACAGUAUUUGAUCAAAUAUUUAACCUUUAGAAGAUUGAAUUAUGAUAGUAAUAAUUGUGUAUAG